Cornus florida is the source of this 1475-nucleotide messenger RNA. RefSeq lists its product as uncharacterized. The coding region runs from base 1 to 564 and encodes 187 amino acids. The record is from RefSeq and is a predicted model, not a curated record. NCBI's taxonomy places the organism in Eukaryota, Viridiplantae, Streptophyta, Magnoliopsida, Cornales, Cornaceae. The transcript has 2 exons.
AUGGAUCAGUUUCAGGAGGAACAGAAAAAUGUUCAACAGACUCUGGACCAAGUCAGAGAUCCAGAGAUUCCUCCUUACCUCAAUGACCUCGUUGCUCGGGCUAUAGAGGUUGGGGUAACAGCUGCACUUCGGAAUCAACCACCGGUUCAGCAGGCACCUAUACCAACACCGGUUGUUCAGACUAAUACUUGGGAGACGGCUAAGAGUUCUUUCUCAAAGGGGAGUCCACCUGUGUUCUCAGGCUCCACCGAUGCGAAAGCUGUUCACCAGUGGAAACGGGACAUUGAGCGUCAUCUUCGCUUGGUUCAGUGCACGGAGGUUCAGAAGCAGAUGCUUGCUACCUUCAAGCUGGUUGGGGAUGCACUACAGUGGUGGGAGUCAGUUAUCACUGUAGAGGAGAGGAUGACAUUGAGUUAUGAUCAGUUCAGUACUCGCUUUGAUGAGAAAUAUUUUCCCUAUGCAGUCAGGGCAGCUAUGAAGACCGAGUUUCUUAUUCUGCAACAGGGAAACAUGACAGUGGCAGAGUAUGAGCAGCAGUUCACUUGCUUAUCUUUGUUUGCAUAGGAGGAGGUGAAUACGGAAGAGAAGAAGCGCAACAGUUUUGUGAAGGGACUGAUGUGGUAGAUCAAGAGAGCUAUUAUAGGCAAUCCAGCCUAUACUACAUAUGCUCAGGUGGUGGACGCUACUUUGCAGCAGUAUCAGUUGACUAUGGACAUCAGACAGGCCAAGGGUGAGAAACGGGGUGAUAAAGACUCUGCUAAUCAGUCAGCUGAGAGGGAAAAUGGAAAUAGUUAUCGACAGAAUGACAAGGGCAAGUUCCAAGGACAACAGCCUUGGAAGAAACACAAGGGUGGUACAGAUGAUAACAAGGAUGUGGCACCUAUUCAGGGGCAGCCGAAUAGGGGACCGCAGACAGGACAAGGUCAGCCACAGGCUAACAGACAGAGGAGGCCAUUUGGUACUUUCCAGGGUAGUUGCUACACUUGUGGAGAGUAUGGUUAUAUCUCCAGGCAGUGUCCUAAAGCAGGACAGGAACAGGGGCCGCAUGUGCAGCAGGGGCAGAGGGCGCCAGUACCUUUACUCGCUCCACAGGUACCCCGGAUUCAAGGACAGAGUUAUCCGACUUUACCGGCACCGCCGCAGCCUCAGGGACAGGCACCGCAGCAGUUGCACUAUGGCAGGGUGUACAACCCCAUGCCACAGGAUAUGUAGGCAGCUCAGGCUAUUGAGGGUACACGACAGUUCCAGACUUAAACGUGUUCGUGCUGAGCAGAGGUCUCUAUUCAUUCUUCCGAUAACGUAGGAUUCUCUCCAUAGCUUUAUUUCUGGAUGUUUAUUACAGUUGUUUUAUCUUCCGUUUGGAUGUUUAAUAGGGGUCCACUAGAGAUGGAUUCCCGAGUUGUAAACUGAAGGAGUUUUGGGGUUUGGGUUAUCAGAUUCUAAGUAUUUAAUUAUAAAGGAUUUUACUUUUAGUU